Messenger RNA from Canariomyces notabilis, 1607 nucleotides. RefSeq lists its product as uncharacterized. Lineage: Eukaryota; Fungi; Ascomycota; Sordariomycetes; Sordariales; Chaetomiaceae. Bases 125 to 1465 code for a protein of 446 amino acids. The record is from RefSeq and is a predicted model, not a curated record. The transcript has 3 exons.
GCCUUCAAGCCGCCGUGAUCGAGCGAUCAGAGUAGCCUUGUCCCGUCGUCAAAUUCCACGUUUAGGUCGCUGGUGUUUCGAUCUUUAGUCUGCAACGCCACAGUCCAUUUUUGGCUUCUUCAGCAUGGCGGCUCGCCAGCCUGCCGGGUUCAAGCCGGUCGAAAUGCUGCAGCAAAUCCUUACCGAUGUUGUGGUCACGACCGGCAAGGCCUUCAAGGCUGCCAGACAGGACGGCAAUGGGUCACUUGCCGAGGCCGCUGUGGCAAUGGAGACACGGAUUCCUGCCUCCAUUGAGAAGUUCAAUUGGACCUUGGAUGAGCUAGAAAUCGACAUUAUUCGCGCCAAGGCGGUCUACCUGCGAGAUCUCAACCAGUGCCGGGCGAAUCGCAAGCCAGCCCAGCAAGACCAGCAGCCGGUUGCGCCCCCGGCGCCCAUGGCCGUUGACUUGACGUCACCGAGAAUGGAGGCAAAGGGACCGCCUACUGGGCUGUCAGGGCCCCCUCGACCGGGGAAACCGGCCAACAAGCCGGUUGCUCCGUUCCCGAAUAUGGGGUUUGAUAGCUCUUCGCCCGAGCUAAAGCAUAUCCCCAGUCCGAAGCCGGUUCCGAAACCGGUUCCGAAACCUAAGGAAGUGAAGAACCACGCCCCUCCGGCCGUGCCAACUGCCGGUGCCGCGACCACAACCGUCCGGCCCGCGAGCGCACCGCCAAAGAAGGAAACCAAGAUCUCCCCGCCCCAGGGCGCAAAGCCUGGCACUGGCUCCGCGUCAGUAGGCCAGAGCCCUCUACCUGCUCACAUGCAGAUCAAGGCAUCGUCCGUCCCGGCGCCAAAUUUGCCUCCGUCUGGACCGACACCGACCAACGCUCCUCCGGUCUCUACCACCAGCGGGCACGAGAAUAUAUUUACAGACAUGACGUUCUCCCUAGCGCCGCCACCUCAAACAACAACGCAGGGCCAAAAGGAACCGGCGGCCCCGCUGCCGCCGCCACAAGCGCAGCGGAAGCAACCACAGCAGCAGCAGCAGCAGCGGCCCCCGCAGGUGAUUGAUCUUACGGAUCUCGGUCCUGGACCCGGCGCGGCAGCAGACUCGACAACCGCGAGCGCUGCCAAGGCAGGGCAACCGACUGGCGCUAAGCCUGGACCAGGCCCAGGACCAGGAAAAGGGACUGCGAGCGGCGGGGGAGACAACAACGGUCCCGCAGCAGAUGCGGCGGAAACGAACCAAAACCCCGGCCAAGGCCCAGGAGGGGGCGGCGGGGACAAGAAAGUGGUUGACAUUGAUGCCGAGAUCAACGGGCUCUUUGAUCUGGGCCCCGGGGGAAUGGACGGUGGGGACGACUUUGACUACGACCCCGGCGCAGAUCAUGGCGACAACAGCAAUUUCAAUGACAUGUACUUUGGCGCGGGCAACAGCAGCGGCGGUGGUGGCGAGUUUGACGACCAUUACUUCAAUCUUAAUGGGUGAUGAUAACGUGGAUGGGAAAUGGUGGCUAUUCUGAGUUUGGGAACUUGGGUCCGGAGUUUUUGGGGAUACACUUACUAGGUAUGUACGCAGAUACCACUUGGCUGGCGUCUCUUUAGCGGUUUCUAUCUGGGUUGGAAUCCAA